AUUUAUUUCGGAUUUGCUUAAAUUCAUCGUAUGUCUGUUGCAAAGCCUAUGAUCCGGCAACCCCUGUCUUGGAGACCAAUCGAUUUUUCUCUAUCCAUUCACAACGCAGGCUUAUAUUGAAUUGAAAUAUCUUAAUCAUUUGACUUCAGGCUUUCUGUUUUGCGGUUGCUAAUAAUUGCGAUCUGAUGUUUUGUUUGGAUUUUGGCUUUGUAUUCUUGACUUAUCCUCUGAAUCGAACUGACAAAUAAUGCGUGUAACACGAUAUUUGUGGAUUAACAAUUUACCUGAUCGCGUUACUGAACAAGAUAUUCGUGAUGUUUUACAAAGUCAUGGCAAAAUCCAAAGUGUUCGAAUUCAUGAGCACGAAGGAAAUAAUGGUGCUGUUGUUGCAUUCGUUGACACUAAGUCUGCAACUCGAGCAGUGGAAAGCACAAUACGAUUAAGAAAGGUUAAUCUAUCUCUUCAGUAUUGUGAAUCAUCUGGUAUACCUGGAACUAACAGUUCUGAUCAACUUGCUACACCAUUGGAUUAUACUCAAACUAGCAACACUAGCCUUUUGCAGUCGGAUGUAAAUUAUUCACGACAUAAAAGUCGAUCUGUGAGUACAGUCAGUGAUUCUAGUUCUGUAUUUCAUGAUCCAGAAAACAACGAACAAACUGACACUUGUUUAUCACACACAACGAAACGGAAUUAUCCUAAAGAUUUCAAAACCACUAACAUGAAUGCCAGUCCUCGCUUUCAAAAUGAACAUCGUGGAUUAAAGAUUAGUCAUCUUCCUCUUCGUUCUUCAGACACUAAUUUGCGCGAAGGAUUAUUUCAUGAAUACAAAAAGCAUGGGAAAAUUACUUCGGUGUUUGUACGCGGACAAGAUGAAGAGCGUAUCUGCAUCAUCACAUUCAAAAAAAGUGAGGAUGCCGAGAAGGCGCUCGCAUCAUCUAAGGGUAAGGUGUUUUUUGGUACGCCAAUAUCAGUUCAACCACACGAAGGGUUAAGUUCUGAAGACCCUGACUUAUGUCCUCCUGAACAUGCUUUGAAUGAAUACCACCCUAAGGCGACAAAAACUUUAUUCGUUGGGAAUCUUUGUUCGGGUACAAUUACUCAAGAUGAACUUCGCCGCACUUUCCGUGGUUAUGGUGAAAUAAUUGAAAUAGAUAUCAAGAUUCAAGCGAAUCAGCCAGGAACGUCCUAUGCAUUCAUUCAAUAUGGGGAUAUAAAAAGUGUAGUGCGGGCUUUAAAAGAACAAGAAACUGUUCGCGUCAACGGGAAACCUGUCAAAUUGGGUUUUGGUAAAAGCCAGCCAACGAAUGUCGUGUGGCUAGAUAACCUGUCGCCUACUAUUAACGAGGCUUUCUUAACAAGGCAGUUUGGCCGAUAUGGUCAGCUGACCCAUGUUGUUUUGGAUAGGAAAUCAAUGCGAGCUCUUUUAUAUUUUGAUAAUGUUGAGGUUGCACAGCAUGCAGUAAACGAAACUCGUAAUCGUGCUCUUGUUGGUCGUAAGGUUCAAAUUGAUUAUGCUGGAUACGAGUGUCAAGUUGCUUUCAUGAAAAAGCUGUCUAAGCACGAUAGUUUUGGACAGGUUUACGAAAACUAUAAGGAACGGUUGCAAGAAGUGUUGUCACUCCUGCCUUACGGAAGUGUUAUCCCUUAUCUCGGGGAUCGACAAAGGUAUUUUGGUGACAACCAACGGGAUCAUUUCGCAAGUGGGAAUACAAAAUUUUCCUAUCGCAGGUCAAAUUGUCUCCGUAGUAGUCCAGUAGAUCAUUCUAUGAAGUAUGAACAGUCUUCUAAUAGAACUAGGUGCGGAUCAUCGGUCUCUCCACACGAGCGGUCUCAUCAAUCAUCUGAUCGCAGACGAACUUUCAUUACUAGUUCUCCCGAUGACUCAAAGAUAUCUGGUAACUUGAUUUGUUCACAUAGUAAUCGGAACUCACACCAUGGGAAAUCCGAUACAAAAAAUGUGCAGAGCGAGGAUAGGUCAAGUCUUCUAUCUCACAGAAGACAUCAGCAUAAUCAAAUUCCUAUCAAAUUAAAGUCAUCUCGUUACUUAUCUCAUACUGAAGGAAAAUCUAAUCUUAAUUCCCUUACACACGUAGAUCAGUCAAACUUACGUAGCAGGGGGCAGCUUCUUGAAGAAACAGAUGAUAUCAGUAGCGGUUCAUUUUCCUCAGACUUUACAAAUGAUGAUAGCUUUUUUGAAACUUCUUUAAAACAUAGCAACACCAGUUCAGAGUGCUCAGCACCAAUGUCUAAAUUACCGUCACAUGUGAUUCGUGACCAUGUUUUGAACAUCGAUAAACGAAAAAAUGUAGAUACUGAUUUUCCUCAAAAAUGUUCCCGCUCAAAUCAUUAUGAGAUAGAAUCCCUUGAUGAAUCUUCCUACUCAUCAAGUAAGAAAUAUACUCAGAAGGCAAGAGAAAGUGUAAGUCCUCAUUCUCGAGUUGCCUCAACGCGAUUGUCCGUUGGUAGGUCUCGAACAUCAUCUCAACACCGCUCUCAUUGGGCUAUUGAUAGGAAUUCGAAUCUCAGGCAGAGUAGUCAGGAAUGUCUUGAAGAAAAUACUGACCAAAAGCACAGUAAUGCUAGUUUCUUUUCACGAGCCCGAACGUUACUGAAACUCCCAGAUGCUGAUUCUUCGAGUCCAAAUUACUCAACAAAGUCUAAGCGGAUUAUGCUUUCGAAAGUUGCGUCGACAUACAAGGAUGUUGAAUAUUCUGGACGAGCAAACACUUCUACUGUAAGUCCCAUAUCACCCGAUGAUGCACCAUAUAAUGAAUCAGAGGGAGCUUAUGGACGUAUUACUAACAGCGCCUGUUCUGAUAUUCCAAUUGGAGUUAAGUCUCAUGAUACUCUUACAAAACUUGAAAUGGAAAGAGCGAAAUUACUGAGAGAACUUUCUCUAUUAAAUAAUGAAGUAAUUGGUGGAAGCAGAGGAAAAACAGGCAGCGUUACAAUAAAUAUGGGUAAUUCCAAUAGGAAGCGCGCCCCGUCCUCCUUGUUUGUUAAUGAUAUUCCUUCACCAAAGUUAAAGUGCGUCGAAAAUAGCAGUAAAUGCGAGUUAGUAUCCAUUCAAAGUCCUACGCUCACGAGUGAUAAUUUGAUGAGUCCUGGAUUUCGGGAAUCUGUUUCCAGCUCUCAUUCUAUUAGACUAAUAACAGCUUCACACGAUUCUAAGUCUGAACUUUCUGGUUCUAAACAGGGUGUUGUUGAUAAGAAUGUUUUAGCUUUGGCGGUUGAUAACCAUCUGAAUACUAGUGAUGUUGCGUCAUCCAGUCGGCGAAACCAUUUAUCAAAAACUGCCCAAGGUCAUGAUUUUCAAAAUAUACAUAGUAAUUCUAGAUCCGAAACUGUGUUUCCUGCUAUCGUCACUGAUAGUUUAAAUAUGUCGGGCAGUCGGCAACCUGCUUUAAUAACGUCAUCUCCAAGGAUGGUCAUUGCACCCGAAUCCACAUCACCGAUGAUACACAUUUCACCUCCUAGUUCACCAAUGAUAAUGGGUAAAUCAUCGUAUGCUUCAACACUAAGCACUUCUCUUUCGUCUUCUGUUUUGACUGCUUCAACUUCCGGAUCUAUCAUAUCUUCUCUUGCAAACUCUUCUAGUAGAGAUCCGCGUUUGGCUUUUCAUCAUACUCAGCUCUCCAAUGAUGUUCCUCCACCUCCUCCAGAAACUUUCAAAUUACCUUUGUGGGUCGAUACCUCACCUCAUACAGAGAUCAUGAUUUCCAAUUCACUAACAAGUUCUGUCACGAGAACACAAUCUCCUCACUUCUCAAAAUCUCUUUGCGAUGUUGAAUCUGAUGUCUCUAUUCAGGACCCAAGCGGAUGUUCACUAGAUGAGCGUAUUCGACUAUUGGAUGUUCAACUUAUGAAGUCGGAAAAGGCUAGACCUACCGUAGAUUAUAGUAAAUUUCGCAUCAGACGUAAAGCAGAAUCCAACUCAACUCCUCAAUCCACCCAAAUUAAUAAUCCAACGCAGUGUACUACUGGUGUGUCUGUUACUUCUUGUACACCUCACUCACCUGUUUUGACUUCGACAUAUUCGAUUACCACUCGCUGCGAACUUGGAGUUAUAGACAUGAUUAAUUCUAGCCUACCUGUUUCUUGUACAUCUAAUAUUGGAUCGACUUCUCCCAUUCUCUCUAAUUCAACACUUUUAAAUCUGGUCAAACCAGCUGAUACCUCGGAGUUUGUCAAAAGUAUGCUCUCCUUCUCUAAGCCAUCUCCUUCGACACCUUGUGAUACAUCCAACAAUAUGUUCUCAAACGAAAUAGCAACUACUAAUCGACAUACAGUUUCAAUUCCAUUAUGUCAGAACUCGUUUCUCACACGUUUGCCUCGAUCAUGUGUUAGUAAUAGUUUAUCAGCAACCAGUUUUAUCCAAUCAUCUGUUUCUUCCUGCGGGAAACAAAAAAGUCCAAAUAACAAUCGUAUUCACUCUAAUGUUUGUAAUGUGGAGCAUAGUUCAUUGUCUGGGGCUCAACCUGUUGGUGUGGCCACUAGGAUGCCGUCAGUAAAGCCUUUUUGUGGGUCAGAUGUUUUAAAACCUGAAGAUAAUUUGGUAGGAAAAGGUGACACUAAAUUCAACACGUUAAAAGAAAGUGUCGAUUACGUUGAGAAGUGUGAACCUGUGAUUUUAUCCCAUUCACUCAAUAACACCUCAACAGAGUUUAACGCUAAUCUUUCGUCUUAUGUUAACGAUAAUCAAAAGUGUGUUGAUGUGUCCAAUAAAGUUGGUGUACAUGGUGUUUCCCCUCUUUUGGGAUCAUCUAAUGAUUUUUAUAAAACCAGUCAAAAAACACCAACUUACCAAACCAUUACUUGCCAAAAGUCUUCACCACGAGACGAUUUUGUAAGUAGUAAUAAAUGUAAACCGACCUCCCUCUUGAAUAUACCACUUGCAAAUGUAAAGAAAGCACAAAAACAUGAUCCUGCGAAGCCUAUCUUGGAUGACUUUGUCUUUCAGAAUUCUUUGGUAGGUAGUAUACCUAAAAAUAACCAACUCAAAAAGCCGCACCCCGAUACACCUAGUUCAAUAUUACCUACAAAACGAAAACCAUCUACUACUUCUGAAUCGAAAGAAAUAAUACCAGCCUCUAAUGCAGACAAAACAGUGUCGGGGAACGUAUCACUGACUAAAAGUAAAACUCAGAAGAUUCCUUGCCAAAGUGUUUCUAAAAAACCAGGAUCAGCAUCUGAAAACAGUCUCAAAAAGCAUUCUGUUUUAAAUAACAAACUCCAAUUGACUACUGACGGUAACCAGUCUGUAUUCAGCUCUAACAAUCGUUCUUUGUUUUGUCCUGAGAAAAAACCCGUUUCACCUCAUUCUAAGAAAAGAAAAAGUGUCCGGGACUUCAAGAAGAAAGUUAUUGAUAGUGAGGAUUCUGAUUGGGAGCCGAAUACAAUUAAUAGUUCUCAACAUCAGUCGGGCGAAUUACUUGACCCAGAUUCCUCAUCAGAGUCUCGCUACGAAUCGAUGUAUGAUAAGAUUAAGCGCAGAACUAACCAAAGUACAGCAAAAUCCACUGACUCUCUUGUGAAGCCAGAUGUUUUACAGCGUUUUUUAAAAAACAAAAGUAAGGAACCUAAAAAACCGAAUUCGCACAAGUCUCUAGUUGAUUCCGAUACAGAUGAAUGUUUGAGCGAUGGUUCAUCAAUUCACUCUGGUGAUGCUUCUAAUCCAGUUACUAAACGCACAACAAAGACAAAUUCUUUAUCGAAUGAAAUAGGAUCAAAAUCUGUGAAGCACAAAGUCCCAACUACUAGUAGGGCUAAAUCACAAGCCAUCUCUUCUGUGUCACCUAAACGGAAGAAAAUUGUCACCGACUCCGAAGUGUCUUUAUUAAAGGAACCUUCACAUAAAGCUAGAGGUCGAAAAGCGAAGAAAUCUAACAUUUCCAACAAAGCACAGUCACUGACUGCUCAGGUACGACGUAAUCAUAAGAGCAGUGAACAGCAAGGGCCUGUAACUACUUUGAAUUACCGAUCAAUUACUCGUCGCAAGAAACCUUGCGUAAAAGAAAAAAAUGUUCCCGCACAUGAGAACGAUGGUAAAGUUAUUUCGGGGCGCGUAAAUUUAACAGGUCGGUCGAAGACACAAAAGCGGAAAGCUAUCUCAGCUGUAAACAAGCAGCUUCUUUCUAUAAAGAAUACCCGUCGUAGUCUAGUUCGUCGUGUAUUUGCUUCUACAGACUCAUCUUCGCUUUCAUCUGUAAUAUCUGAAUCUUCUGAUGACGACUUGUCUAAUAACCAGGUUUCUGAUUUGUCCGUGAAAGAGGAAGUAAGUGCGACGGAAAUUACCCAAGAGGACAAUUAUCAACCUAUCAAAUCCAAGUCUCCCACGCUUCAACUUAGUCGUUCUUGUAGUCCCGAAGAUCUACGGGCAGAUGCAGCAAUACGUCAUACUUUCGGAGCUUUCACUGCACCAUUUAUUUGUUUUAAAACUGAUCCAUCGCAUACUUCAGCUAUCAGGCACAAUGCUCCUCAAAGUACAGAUGUAAAUGUAAAGUUUUCACCAAGUUCUGAGGAUUCAAAGCCGACACCGCCCACACUCCCAAUGACUGAUUCAAGUUUCAGUGGUGAUCAACAGUCUAAUGGUAUCUCUGCUGCUAAAUUACAAAAUCGUGAUCACAGUGAUUGGAACAUAUUUUCUUCGUUAGCCAAACAGUCAACUCCAAUAAAAGAUGAUAAUAUACACCAAAAUUUAUCUUCGGCUUCUGGGCUUGCCGCUGAAAGUAAUGAAAUUCCAGUAAAUUCUACUGUCGAAACUUCGUAUGAUACAGAAGAUGAGUUGCCAUCGUUAGAGAAGCAUGAUGAUGAUGAAGUAAGCAUUCCAUAUGAAUCAUCUAUUUUACUCCAUGAAAGUGAUAGUCUUAAUAAUCGUGCUGAAAGCUUGAAUGGAUAUAAUGAUGAUGAUUUACCUCCUCCAGUAGUCUCGGAUAUUGAUCACCAACUCAGCUAUUCAGAUAUGCCUGUAGUUGUGGGGACUGUCCCAGAUAUUAUAGAAGAAGUUAUUUACGAUGGUUUGGAAGUGGCUGUUCAAGAAGAAAGUCAUCCUGCAAUAAAUAAAUCUAUAAAAAAGAGUGACUCGUGUAAAAAUUCUCCCAAGUCGUUGUCCGGUUCUUCUCCUAGUAUGAUAGAAUCAACCGUAAAAACAGGAUUAGAUCAAGCUUUAGUGGACAUAACUGACUCUCUUCAUAUUGAUCUAAGUAGUGUGACUAAUAAUUUUUCUCCAAACGUGUUAUCACCAAUUACUCUUCCUGUUAUCACUUCGUCGUCAAACAGCGUGUCUGUUCAACCAACUGUAUUUACACCCGUCUCUGCGCUACAUGUUACCUCACAACCUUAUGAAGUACAGACUAUGAAUCAAUCCAUGUUGGUAACCAUCUCUUCGGUGUCCUCUACUAAUUUAAGUCCAUCUAACAGUGCACUAUGUGCUGAUGAAGAAGCUUCCAUAUCACAACCUUGUUCAUCUGUACAAUCUAGUCUCAAUUCUAAACCUCAACAUCACAUUGCUGUCAUACUACCAACAACCACCGUAUCGUCUCCGGGAAGUUCAAUUGUAACUGUGUCUUCUCUCAUGCCAGAAUCUUCUACCAAUGUGACCACCACUUCAUCUGUUAUUAAGUUGGAAAGUUCCUCAUUAUCAAUAACUUGUUCAUCCACAACUGCUUUAAAUGGUCAACAGUUACAAAACGUGACUUCUCAUCCACCAACUACUGGAAUUACUAACCCUAUUGCUGUUGCUGCUUCAUUAGAUAAUACUGCUCCUACAUCUCAUACUUGUUUAUCAUCAGUUUCUCAGUCCUGUAAUACAACCUUUGAUCCAUCUGAUUACACUUCGUAUGUCCAGCGUGUAAUUGAACGUGUAAAGCAAGAAAAAGAUGAAGAAAUAUUACAGCAAAGAGAGAAAAUGAGACGUCCUAAAAGAAAUACUUCUGUUUCAACGCCUUCUAUGGCAACAUCUACAACUACGAAUCACAUUAAUACUUCUGCUACUGUCACCUGUUCUGGAGUUUUAUCCCCAACACCUAUAAAUCUACCAAAUGUAGCUCCUAUUCCAACUGCUGAUGUACUUAAACCACCAGUUGUGGUUAACAUUGAUGAUAAAAAUGUGACAAUUCCUAUGUGCGUUGCAAAUAACUCAAUCGUUGUUCAAGACUCAUUCUCCCGUAUUGUUAAGAACGUAAACAGUCCGAAUCCUCAAUCCGCUAACAUUUCAGAACCACCCAUUACAUCUUCGCACUCUCAGCAACUCGCUGUAAGUGCCUCCACCGAACAAAAUCCUUACGUGCUUGGAUGUAAUAACUUGACUGAUGACAUUCAUUCACGAGAUCCAGUCGAUGAAACGAUCGAAGCUGUUGUAAAUGGAGAGUUUGACGAGAAAGAAUAUGUACUGAAGUUAUCGAAGGGCAACUUUACUCCUAAUGGCCAUUGUCAUACCUUAUCCGGUAGCAUUGGUUCUCCUUCCAGUCAUCCUGAUAUUUUCACAUUGGUACCUGAUGAUUCUGGAAUAAAAAGCGAUUAUCACCAAUCUGGUGUUUCAGAGGCUGUUUGUACGCGAUCUAAUAGCUCUGCUGUCAACAUCUGUGUUGACUCUUCGUCCACCUUGUCUGUUAGCAAGGAGAUUACUGAUUCUAUUAUUUCAAUGAAUCAUUCUUCAGCAGUUUUAACGCCUAUGCAUGUAUUGACGUUUGUUGCAGCUGGUGCCGCAACAUCGACGUCCCAACAUGUACCCACUUCCACCGCAAUAAGUCCCAACGUUUCGUCCCAAUCAUCAUCCAACCUACCGACUUCUACGCAUAAUUUACCAUCGAUUUCCAAUCCAUCUAGUUCUACUUUGGAUAAUAUUGGUAGUAUGACUCCGCUUGCAGCAUAUACACCUAUCCUGAAUUCUUCUAAUUCACUGCCUACCGAUUCAACUAAUACUCGAAUUGAAGAGUUUGCAGCUCGAUUUGCUAAUAAUCCUUUUACGACGUAUUUCUAUUCUUUGUUAACACAAAAACAGCUUAGUCCAUCUCUUAGCCCAUCGGUAUCUUCUGCUGAUUCUAUCUGUCACCGUUCAACUGACAAUAUAUCGUUGCCAAUAUGUUCAUCUACAAAACUAAAAAAUCUGUCUAUUCCAAAUGCGUCUGUUAGUGGAGACACAGCGGACUAUCUAGCUGCAGCAACAAUGGCUGCUAUGGCCGCUAUGACUGGACCAACUCAAGAUAUGACUUCGUUUGGUCAAACUGUGGCUUCUGUAUCUUAUUCUGAUUCCAAACCGAUAUCAUCAGAUAACCAGUUCCUGCACAUGUCAACUGCACAUUUAGGAAUACAAGAAUAUUCAGUUAUUUGGCGAGGACGUCUUUCCCUGAAAAAUGAAGAGGUUUUUGUUAAUAUGCAUUAUGUUAGUGGUAAUCAAGAUCUACUGAAAAGCUGUAUGGGUGUUAUAACAGAACAACAAGUAGCUCUUAGCAACAUUGCUACAAGUUCUAGUUCGUUGGGGUCGUGUAUGACAGGGGAUUCUAUUGGGCCUCCACACCAACCUUUGAAGAUUGUUCAGCGGAUGCGUUUAGAAGCUUCUCAACUUGAAGGGGUUCAGAGGAAAUUGCGACAACUAAAUGAUUUUUGUAUGUGCCUUACCUUAGCAUCUGCUCCUCCACUAACACCUGAUGCUUCGUUGAAUAAUGAACAAAUACGGAUGAACAGAAUACUGUGUGAUGGAUUUAUCAAAUACAUGCUUGAAAAGGGUGCCGCUGGAAUAAUAAAUGUUUGUCAUCCAUGCACUCAACAAAACUUGUAUGUCAUCCAUAUAUUUCCUCCCUGUGAAUUUUCACGUUGCCAGCUACAAGCAUGUGCUCCUGCUCUUUAUCGCAGUUUAGCGGAAAAUUCCAUACCUCACGUAUUAACUGUGAUCACAACAGUAUGACCGUGAUGCAUUUAACUCCCGAUUUGUUUCCUCAGUUGGUUUUGAAAUGUCCUUUUAUCACUUUGUUCAAUAUAAUGGACCAAGUUUAAUUCCGAUAAAUGAACUAAUCAACGGGUGUCUCAGUUAGUGCCUGUCUAUCGAAAUCUAUAUUUCUCUUCUCUCAGACCUUGUGGCAGCCAAUAAACUUGAAGUAAAUCCUUCUCUGAAGUUAUUUGUUCCCUGGCAUAUUCAUGUUAUUAUGUUUAGUCUGCCUGUUUCUUGGUUUGAGUAGCAUAAUGCAAAUAUUCUGCCCGAAUUUUCGCCUGAUAAGGAUAUGUUGUUCUAAAUCAUAAUAAGGAUAGAUAAAAUUUUAAUCGCCUAUCCAAAGUUACGCACUAACUGUGAUUCUCUAUUUUACUUGACCUUAUUUUCAAAAUGUCACUGAUUGUAUAUAUAAUGUAUAUGUUUGUGUGUGUGUGUUCAUGAUCCCUUCACCUUAUAUGAGGCAGCUUAAACCAAUAAUUUUUGAUAUACUAUGUAUGUACAUAUCGAUGUUUUCCACAUAUUGAUUUGUUUUAAAUGAACAACAAGCUUAUGUAUAUAUGUUCAGUGGCGUGACUAGUCAGAUUGUUUUUAAAUGAUAUGUUGAUUCGGAUAAAAUGUUUUACCUUGUUGCUUUUUAAUGGUUGAGAAUUAAAUAUUAACUGAUUUCUCUGAAUAUUAUGUCUGUGUAAAUACAGUUGAUUUAUGAGAUGGGUAGUGUUAAGGAUAUUACGAUUGCCGAUCGAUCUAACGAACAGAAUUCAUGUGUCCGUUGAGAUGUAUAAGAUACUGAGUUUAGGCAAUAUAACAAAAUAUAUUGAACAUUCAAAUUUCAAUGCUUACUUACAUAUUUACGCCUGUUACCCCUCGUCGAGAAGCAUAAACCACCAUCAGCAUUCUCCAUCGAACUCUGUCUUGAAUAAUCCAUACCAGUUGUUUCCAGUUACUACACAUUCUUUUGAUGUCUACCUCCAAUACCCGAAGCAGUGUGUUCCUUGGUCUUCCUCUUUUCCAUCUCCCUUCAGGAUUCCAAGUUAGGGCAUGCCUCGUAAUGCAGUUUGGUGAUUUCCACUUCCAGUGUCUUCUUAAUUUCCUCUUUAUCUGGAAGUUGGUUUGACCUCUGUCAGAGUAGGUCAUUGCUGAUAGUAUCCGGUCAGCGGACAUUGAGUAUCUUGUGCCGACAAUUGUUUAUAAAUACUCAUACAGUUUUGAUGAUGGUUGCAGUAGUUCUCCAAGUUUCAGCUCCACACAGUAGACUUAUCUCGACGUUCGUGUUAAAGAUUGUGACUUUGAUGUUGGUUUGCAGACAGUUGUUUUGAGUUCCACAUAUUCUUCAGUUGUUAGGAGUGAUGUACAUGCUUUGCCAGUCCUUGACUUCAUAUAUGCAUCAGAUCCUCCUUGUUCAUUGAUGAUGCUGUUCAAAUCGGUGCGUGAAGCGUUCCACCUCUUCCAGAGUUUCUCCAUCAAUUGUGAUUGGUUUGAUGUUCUCUGUGUUGUAUUUGAGGAUUUUGGUUUUUCCCUUGUGUAUGUUGAGGUCUACUGACGUAGAGGCUGCUGUCACACUGACUGUACUCACCUGCAUUUGUUGGUGUGUGUGUGUGGGGGGGGGACAGAAGAACCAUGUCAUUUGCGAAUUCCGAAUCGUCUAGUUGCAUAUGAGCUGUCCACUGUGUUCCGUGCUUCCUCUGAGAUGUCGAGGUCUUCAUAAUCCAGUCAACCAUCAGAGGAAAGAGAAAGGGAGGAAGUAAGCAGCCUUGUUUGACUCCGGUCCUGACUUGUAAUUGGUUUGUGAGCUGUCCUUCAUACACAACUUUGCAGUGUAGUCCAUCGUAUUAAUUCCGUAUGGUGUUGAUGAUUUUCCCUGGUACAUUAUAGUGUGGAAGAAGGUUCCAUAAGGUUUUCCUAUCCACCCUCGAAUGAUUUCUCAUAAUCAAUGAAGUUGGUGUAUAGUGACGAGUUCCAUUCAAUUGAUUGUUCAACGAUGAUCCGUAAUGUCUGUGCACUACCUAUCUACACGGAAUCCGGUCUAUUGAUCUCGAAGCUGGUCGUUUACUGAAUCUUUCAUCUGGUUCGGCAACACUGUUGAAAACGUUUCUUGGUACCGAUACUAGUGUGAUGCCUGUGCAGUUCUCACACUUGCUGAGAUCUCCUUUCCUUGGUAUCCUGAUGAGAUAUCCUUCUUUCCAGUGUCUGUCUGUCUGUCUGUCUAUCUAUCUGUCUGUCUGUCUGUCUGUCUGUGUCUAUCAGUAUGUCGUCACUUGUUCCUCCUCCCAAAUCCUCCUGAAUGGAACAUGGAACAUGUUUGUGGUUACUUCAACGUGUGACUUGAAUGAUUCAGUUGGUAAAUUGUCAGGUUCGACUGCUUCUGCUGCUGUUGAUGUUUUCCCACAGUUGAUUUGUUUGAUGACCGAUCAUCCUGAUUUCUUCGAUCGUCGGUGGAGUGACAGUUGUAGGAAUGUGUGUAUGUGUUGCUCGAUGUCCGUUGUGUUCAUUGAAGCUCGUCUAUUCAGGACCUCCUCAACGUAGUUGUUAAUAGGUUACUGGAAUCCAAACAACAAUCUGUGAUUUAAACUUAUUGUAUCCCAGAAGCGUAGAACAUUCAAUUCAGAUCCUUCUGAAUAUCGAAUAUACUUGAAGGCUUCCUAACCUUCUACGAGCGUGCGAAUUCCUAUGUAAUCGUACUAAAGGGGUUCGUAAUGAUGUAACUGACUGUGGCGAUUAUUCGCUGCAGAUAAUUUGUGUUUAUGAUAUGUGGUCUUGUACCGUAAUGGAAGUUAAAUAAUUAUAACUGGAUGACAAGUGAUGAGACGACGUUAUCAGAUAUACAGAUUAAAAAAGUCGACAGUUAGGGACUGUCUUUGAUAGGCCAUUAAUUUAUUCUAAGCAUAACUCUGAUUACUUACAGAACAAUGAAGGAAUGUUUGUCUUUCAGCUAUCCUUCUGUUACCCAAAAUACGGAACCACUUUGAGCAGAACACUGAAAUUAGUUGUCGAAGUAUCAGUGUAGGUGAGAAGGUAGUAAGAAGCCUAAAAGAAGACAAAUAGGUUUGCUUUUGAGAUAGCUAUUCAUGAUAAUUGGUGACAUAAUGGACCCAUCAUAGACGAAUCCUUGAAUUUUCAAUGUUGAAUUAUGCCAUGCAGAAGGCUUGAUUAUGCAAUUCGUGCACAUUACUUACUGAACUAAAUUUUAGGAGCCUACUUGUUAUAUCAAUGCGGAAACUGGAGUGGGUAACUUUAUCGCUUCGCUGUAUUCAUCUACACAGCGACUGAUUGCAUCCUUGAUUUCAAUAAAGGAUGAUCACCAACGCCAAUUAAAUGUCUUCAAUAAAGCCUAUACGAUAGAUAUUAUUGUGUUAGAAUUGGACAGGUUGGGUGUCUAGAGAUUGAGGAGAAUCAUUUGGGAUACAGGUCAGAUAACUGUGAUCGACUUGUGCAAUUUUGUUCAGAUCAUAACAUGUCCUCAGCACCAACACUUGAAACUGUCAUCUAGGUUCCUCCCUCUUUAAAUAAAAUCGAAACCCACAUCACAGUCAGCUACCGUUGGUAUGGAUGUGUACUUAUCUGAAUUCUGAUCAUGACCUAGUUUACUCUAAAGUUAUCUUAAUUUUCGGAGGUCAGCAAACGUCUUAUCUUGAAUCGAUUAAUUUAAACGAAUCGGUUUUCAUUGUAACUAAACUGAGCUGUGUUCAAGGCUGAUUUUUAAUUCACUUUGGUCAAUGAGUUUGAUAAUAGACGUAGGUUCCUUUGCAGGAAACUUUUCCUUAGUUUGCUUAAGGAUCUAGAAACCUGGCGGUCAGAGUAUACUAACGAGGUGGAAAAAGCAGUUGCUGUUUUAAUUAAUCUGAGCCACUGGAAGUGCAGUUUGAGUGAAACAAUUUAUAAAACCAAUUAGUACCAUCCAACGUCUUUUCAAAAGGUUGCCAUAGUUUUUGAGGGACAGUUCAACUAGCCUGUUUGCCCCACUAACAUUGAUAAGGCUGUUUAGUCCUGCUUCGCCAUUGAUUACCGACCCACCUAACGAAAUGGAGGUCAGCAAGGAGUUUUACCUUCUCAAGAGUCACAGGCUAACGGGCCUAAACGACAUACCUUUAAGUCUUCUUAAAGAUGUUGACGAGCUUUCGGACAGAAAGCUGAGUGGAUAGUUUGAAAAUGUUUUGGAAAAAUAAGGCGUUUCAACAGCUAUGAAUGAAAACAUCAUCGUUUCAAUAUUUACAGAUUCUUUGCAGUAACUAUUGGAGGAUAAGUCUACUGUCGAUCACGUCCAAAAUAUCGGUUUCCGUCACUUCAUUGAUUAUUCGGAACCUUUCGAAGGCUGACACGUGAUGAGCGCGUUAUCUGUAAUCGUGUUGUAGAUGUAUUGGUCACAUCACACUUCAUCAAAUUCCGAAACGUCAAAUUUGCAAGCGAACUAUCUUAUGCUUCUUAAUAUCAGUUCUGCGAUUUGUUGGAUAGAACUGUACUUUUAGAUUGUCUGUCAAAGAUGUGUGUGCCUGAGAAGUUUAUCAACAGCUUUGGGGACCAGGAGUAUUGAGGACUUACUUUCACCUCCCUCCUUUAUUCCGUUUUAGCAGUGAGGUAUUACAGAUUUACCCGAUCUCACAGUUUCUUUAUAACUUUGCCACAAUGACAUUCUGGAAUACACUGAAAGUACGUAUUAGUGAUAUGAUAAAGACUACGGUCUUGAGUGUGUGGAUGAUGUUUUCUUACUGUAUGAUAAUACAACCUAUGCGAGUCACAGUUGGCAAUUAGUGUUCUUAAGUAUAACAUGUGUUUUGCGCCUUUGAAGCGCAGAAAUACUUGUAUAAGAUUGGCAGAAGCCUCUGCUGGGACUCAUACUCUGUGAUGAACCGUCCAAAUUGUUUGGAAAGCUUGUGUAUCCGUCGUUUUCUUAAUUUUGGUGGUGAGGAAGAUCAGUCUACUUAUAAUGAAAACCAGAUCUAGGCGAUUUUCGGCACCGUCGUGAUGUGAGUCUAGUUGCAAAAGGUUUGCUCUACAGCAUGUUCGUAAUAGCAGUUUUAUUGUAUGCUGAUGAGACCUGUCUUUUCUCAGUUGGUGGUGUUAAACGACUUUGGGUCUGAUCACCGUCGUCUCUGGAGGACUAUCAGAAUUCAGUGGCAACACCAUGUUAGUAAUGUGGAGGUUUGACAGCGUUUUCGAGCACAGUGAUAAAUAAAUUGUUGUCACCACCUUGUUACUGUAAACUCAUAGAAAAGCCUUCCAAACAGAGAUAUUUUUUCAAAACGAAUACUAUUAAAAAGUUCCUUGGGAAAUAAUUAACUACCUAAGGCACUAGAGUGUAGGCCAUCAGGUUGUUUUGAUUAAAAAGUGCUUUUGCGAAAUAGAUCAAUGAACGCUUGCACACUAUAGGUUUAUUACUUCCUAACUUAGAGUACUCGUCCUGGGAAAUAGUCACUUUGGUAACUUUGUAGAAUCAGCGUUAUUAGAUAAUAAUAAUAAUAAUAAUAA
Messenger RNA from Schistosoma haematobium, 15391 nucleotides. RefSeq lists its product as uncharacterized. Gene Ontology annotation, cellular component: nucleus. The coding region runs from base 248 to 9904 and encodes 3218 amino acids. Gene Ontology annotation, molecular function: mRNA binding. The transcript has 13 exons. Lineage: Eukaryota; Metazoa; Platyhelminthes; Trematoda; Strigeidida; Schistosomatidae. The record is from RefSeq and is a predicted model, not a curated record. Gene Ontology annotation, biological process: regulation of transcription by RNA polymerase II.